AUGGUGGGCAAGGACUGCGUCGCCAUUGCUUGUGACCUCCGUCUGGGCAUGCAAGCCCUGACCAUCUCGAACAACUUCCCCAAGAUCUUCAACUACGCUCCCUCCACCUAUCUCGGCCUGACAGGCCUGGCCACCGAUGUCAACACCGUCUCGGAUCUGUUCCGCUACAAGGUCAACAUGUACCGCCUGCGCGAGGAGCGCCACAUCGCACCCCAGACUCUGGCCAACCUGGUCAGCUCAUCGUUGUACGAGAAACGUUUCGGACCGUUCUUUGUUAGCCCUGUACUUGCUGGUAUCAACCAAACAACCGGGAAACCGUUUAUCUGCGGAUUUGACAGCAUCGGCUGUAUCGACUUCGCCAAGGACUUCAUCGUGAGCGGAACUGCCAGCGAGCAGCUUUUCGGCACCUGUGAGGGUCUCUGGGAGCCAGAUCUUGCUCCUGAGGACCUCUUCGAAACAAUCUCCCAAGCGCUACUGAGUGCAGUCGACCGAGAUGCUCUCUCCGGCUGGGGUGCCCAGGUGUAUAUUAUAGAGAAGGAUAAGGUCACCCAACGACUACUGAAGGGACGACAGGAUUAA
Molecule: messenger RNA, 579 nt
Organism: Penicillium macrosclerotiorum
Lineage: Eukaryota; Fungi; Ascomycota; Eurotiomycetes; Eurotiales; Aspergillaceae
Gene: pup3
Product: proteasome core particle subunit beta 3
Exons: 2
Coding region: 1-579 (192 amino acids)
Biological process (GO): proteasome-mediated ubiquitin-dependent protein catabolic process
Cellular component (GO): proteasome core complex, beta-subunit complex; proteasome core complex
Source: RefSeq, a predicted model, not a curated record